AUGAGUGGUUACGAUAGUGCAUUAUCCAUUUUCUCACCAGAUGGACACGUUUUCCAGGUUGAAUACGCAUCAGAAGCAGUUAAAAGAGGUACAUGUGCCGUUGGAGUUAAAGGUAAAGAUACCGUAGUAUUAGGUUGUGAAAAGAGAACAACAUUGAAAUUACAAGAUCCUCGUAUUACUCCAUCCAAGAUAUGUAAAGUAGAUCAUCAUAUCUUAUUAGCAUUUGCCGGAUUGAAUGCCGAUGCCAGAAUAUUGGUUGAUAAGGCAAGAGUAGAAGCUCAAUCUCAUAGAUUAACUUUAGAAGAUGCAGUUUCGGUAGAUUAUUUGACGAAAUAUGUUGCUGGGGUCCAACAGAAAUAUACUCAAUCUGGAGGGGUUAGACCGUUUGGAAUUGCUACUUUGAUUGCUGGAUUUGAUACGAAUGAUACAAUUCCAAAAUUAUAUCAAACUGAACCUUCUGGGGUAUAUAAUGCGUGGAAAGCUCAUGCAAUUGGAAGAUCCUCUAAAACAGUUAAAGAAUUCUUGGAGAAACAUUAUGAAGAAGAUUUAAGUGAAGAAGCAACUAUAAAAUUAACAAUUAAAUCAUUAUUAGAAGUUGUUCAAACCGGAGCUAAAAAUAUUGAAGUUUCCGUGUUAAAACCAGGAAAUGCAAUUAAGAAUUUAGAUUUUGAUGAAAUUAAGAAAUAUGUUGAUGAAAUUGAAGCUGAAAAAGCUGCUGAAGCUGAAAAGAAGAAACCAAAAUCAAGAGAUUAG
Messenger RNA from Hemisphaericaspora subhashii, 753 nucleotides. RefSeq names its product proteasome core particle subunit alpha 4 (gene PRE6). Bases 1 to 753 code for a protein of 250 amino acids. The record is from RefSeq and is a predicted model, not a curated record. Gene Ontology annotation, cellular component: proteasome core complex, alpha-subunit complex; nucleus; proteasome core complex. Lineage: Eukaryota; Fungi; Ascomycota; Pichiomycetes; Serinales; Debaryomycetaceae. Gene Ontology annotation, biological process: ubiquitin-dependent protein catabolic process. The transcript has 3 exons.